Messenger RNA from Hippoglossus stenolepis (Pacific halibut), 1296 nucleotides. It is a transcript of the gene colec10, whose product is annotated as collectin sub-family member 10 (C-type lectin). The transcript is spliced from 7 exons. Bases 173 to 1018 code for a protein of 281 amino acids. NCBI's taxonomy places the organism in Eukaryota, Metazoa, Chordata, Actinopteri, Pleuronectiformes, Pleuronectidae. The record is from RefSeq and is a predicted model, not a curated record.
UCCUCUGUGCAGUGGGUUCGCUCAUUAGUGCAGCUCUGAUCCUCUGCUCUUGCAGUUAAAACCAUCUCUUUUUGCAGUAUAGAGACACUUCACACAGCUGAUGUGUUGGUGCUAGCAUCUUCCUGCUAAAAGUGAUAUAAAGCUGGGGAUCUUCGUCGGGGACGAUCGGGAGAUGAUGGCGAAAAAAUGCAACACAAGACUGUUGGAGCUCUGUGUGUGUGUGGCCGUGUUAAACUCCAUCUCUGCCUCUCCAGAGGUCUGCACCAAUUCCCUUCUGCCUGGAGCUAAAGGAGACCAAGGCGAGGUGGGAGAGGAGGGAGAUCAGGGGAAACUGGGGAAAAACGGACCACCGGGACUCCCAGGCGCACCAGGAGAGAAGGGACUUAGAGGAGAGGUGGGCACCACAGGGAAGAUGGGACCUGCUGGAGACAAAGGUGACAAAGGUGAUACAGGUGUGGAUGGGGCCUCUGGUCUGAAAGGGAAACCAGGCACCACAUGUGACUGUGGCAGGUACAGGAAAGUGGUCGGACAGCUGGACAUCAACACGAGCAAACUGAGGAGCGCUGUCAAGUUUUUGAAAAAUGUCAUCCUGGGGCUGAAGGAGACGGAGGAGAGGUACUACCUGCUGGUGAAGGAACCCAAGAGGUUCAGAGAGGCGUCGAUGAACUGCAAGCUCAGAGGAGGCUCACUGGCCAUGCCCAAAACCACCGACACCAACCGACUCAUGGCAGACUAUGUCAGUCGCGCAGGACUGACGCGAGUUUACAUUGGUGUGCAGGCUCAAAGCAAGGACACAAAUGGAACAAGCAGUUAUGUGUACGCAGACUCCAGCCCCCUGCAGGGGUUUACAGCCUGGAGUCAAGAUGAGGUGCUAAACUCCAGCUUAUCCUCAACCUCAAACUCCAGCUGUGUGGAGCUGCUCAGCACUGGAACAUGGGGCCGUGUGGAGUGUGAGGCCUCCAUGUUUUUCAUCUGCGAGUUCCCAAAGAGCAGGAGAAGAGGAGGGAGGACGGGGUGAGGAGGAGGCAUCCAGUAGUCUGAGAUCAAUGUAACAUGUAUGUGUGUAUAUGCAUCUGCACGUGCGUAGUACAUUUAUGUAGAUGUGUACACGACAUAUUAUAUUUUGACCUUGUUGGUUUUGCAUAGAAACAUCUGUUGACAUCACUAAAUAACUUACCCACUUGGCUAAAAGUUUCAUUACCUCCGCCAAGGAAGUUGUUUUCACCCCUAUCCAUUUGUUUAUUUGUUUGUUUGUCAGCAAGAUUGCACAAAAACAACCGAUCUGGAUCAGGGGGC